Messenger RNA from Aspergillus calidoustus, 1533 nucleotides. Lineage: Eukaryota; Fungi; Ascomycota; Eurotiomycetes; Eurotiales; Aspergillaceae. The record is from the annotation of a GenBank genome assembly.
AUGGAAAAUGAAAUGGAGCGCGCGGUGAAGCCCUUGGUGAAGCACCAUGACCCCGACACCUCGCUCAAAGAGGGCCUCGAGCAGAACCGACUGGCUCCAGCGCAGAAUAUGAGCCCAGAAGAAAUCGCUGUGGUCGAGAAGAGGCUAAAGCGCAAACUUGACCUGCGGUUGCUGUGCUGUGUCUGGGUCAUCUUUGUGAUGAACUAUCUAGACCGGAACAAUAUCUCGGCAGCAAAGGUCGCUGGUAUAUCGGAUUCUCUGAACCUAAGCAGCACGCAGUACGCCACUGCUGUGGCCCUCCUCUUCGUCGGUUACGUCCUGAUGCAGAUUCCAUCGAAUAUCUUCCUUGCCCAAAUAAAGCCCUCAAUCUAUCUACCUACUGUUAUGGCAAUAUGGGGCAUGCUGUCGGCUCUCGUUGGAGCAGUUCAUAACGCAUCGGGUCUCUACGCGCUUCGCUUCUUGCUGGGCUUUGUUGAGGCCGCGUUCUAUCCCGGAGCCCUCUUCCUAAUCUCAUCCUGGUACAAACGCAGCGAAAUGGGCGUCCGCAGUGCAAUCCUCUUCUCGGGCUCGCAACUCGGCAGCGCCUUCUCCGGCCUCAUCGGCGCGGGGAUAACCGGUGGACUCGAGGGCGCCCGGGGCCUCGAAUCGUGGCGCUGGAUCUUUAUAAUUGAGGGCUCCGUGACAGUCUUCAUCGCCUGCUUCGCCAUCUUCAUUCUGCCCAACUACCCCUCCAACACGACCUGGCUGUCACCCGAAGAGCGCGCUGUCGCCGAAUGGCGCCUCAUCUCCGAUGCAGGACAGGUAGACGAAGACGACGAGAAGUGGAGCUACGGGUUCAAAAUGGCCUUUGCAGACUGGCGGCUGUACAUCUUCGCUCUCAUCUUCCUCUGCAUCCAGGUCGCGAGCGCGACAUCGAAUUUCUUUCCAAGCGUCGUCAAAACACUCGGCUUCAGCACAGUCAAUACCCUCCUCCUCACCGUACCCCCUUACAUGGUCGGGCUGGUCGUGGCAAUUGGAAACAAUUGGUCCGCAGACCGUCUACAAAACUCCUCGUUUCAUGUAAUGUGGCCGCUCGCAGUCGCGAUAGUCGGCUUCGUCGUUGCCGCCGCAUCCCUAAACACAGGGGCGCGCUACUUCGCAAUGAUCCUCAUGGUCGGCGGCGGGCACGGCGCAAACGCCGUCCUGCUAGCCUGGACGCAGAAGACGAUGAUCCGCCCGCGAAUCAAGCGCGCGUCUGCGGUGGCCUUUGUGAAUGCAUUUGGGAACCUGUCGGGGAUCUUCUCGUCGUAUUUGUAUCCGGAUAGCUCGAAGCCACGGUAUGCCCUGGCUAUGUCUGCCAACUCGGGGUUCUCAUUGGGGGUCAUUAUUCUCGCACUGUUUAUGCGGAUUGUCCUGCUGAGGGCAAAUAAACGCCUUGAGCGAGGGGAGACGACUGUUGCGCAGGAGAUGAGGGGGGAGAGUCAGCGGGAGAUUGCGGGCGUGUCGGAGGAGGAGAGGGUCGCCAGGAGGGAGGGGUUCAGGUACAUUGCGUAG